UUUUGCCGCCAUGUUGUAAGUAGACUAGGCAGUAUCUUUCGAGCGAGUUACAAGUGCUAUGGUUCUUUGUCGUUCUCUCACGGUAGCACAAGUAGGCCCAGGUGAAACUGCUGCAUUGGAACUUGGAAGCCUUCUUGAAGCAUGCGUGCUGAUUAACGAAAAGAAAUGGACAGGUCUGAAUCCUCUCCGAAAACAUAUGGUAUAACUUCCCCCAUAAGUCUUCAGGGUCCUAAACCAGAAGACUUGGUGAACACUGAGAAGUUAGUGGAAGCCCUGAAGCCACAUGGUGUCUUCGAAAAUGAGGAGGAACUUAACCACAGAAUGGUUGUUCUGUCCAAAUUGGAUGGAAUUGUCAAAGACUGGGUUCGAGAGAUGUCUUUGAAAAGAAACAUUCCAUCCACUAUAGCAGAUACUGUUGGAGGGAAAAUCUACACUUUUGGAUCCUACAGACUAGGAGUACACACAAAAGGUGCUGAUAUUGAUACAUUGUGUGUGGUACCUCGGCAUGUGGAUCGUUCAGACUUCUUCGGUUCCUUUCAGGAAAUUUUAAGAGCCAUGCCAGAAGUCAAAGAUCUUCGGGCAGUGGAAGGUGCCUUUGUUCCUGUCAUUAAAAUGAUAUUUGAUGGCAUAGAGAUGGAUUUGCUGUUUGCAAGAUUGGCGCUUCAAAUCAUUCCUGAAGAUCAGGAUCUUACGGAUGACAGCUUGCUGAAAAACUUAGAUCCCAAAUGUGUUAGAAGUUUAAAUGGUUGUAGAGUCACUGAUGAGAUUCUUAAUUUAGUACCAAACAAGGAGAAUUUCAGAUUAGCUCUGAGGGCUGUCAAACUGUGGGCCAAAAAACGAGGGAUAUACUCCAAUGCUUUAGGGUUCCUGGGUGGUGUUUCCUGGGCAAUGCUUGUGGCAAGGACAUGUCAGCUCUAUCCUAAUGCAGCACCUUCUACUAUUGUACACAAGUUCUUUCUCGUUUUCACACAGUGGCAGUGGCCCCAACCAGUAUUAUUGAAGCAACCAAAGCCAACUACAGACUUGGGCUUUACUGUUUGGGAUCCUAGGGUCAACGUUCCAGAUAGAUUCCAUCUAAUGCCUAUCAUUACUCCAGCAUAUCCUCAGCAGAACUCUACAUACAAUGUUACCCUAUCCACCAAGUUCAUCAUGGAACAGGAGAUAAAAGGAGGGCUGGCUAUCACACAAGAGGUUCUUCAGGGCAAAGCAACCUGGGACAAGCUCUUUGAAUCAAUCAAUUUCUUCCAAAAGUACAAGCAUUAUAUUGUUCUCACAGCAAGUGCUGGCUCACUAGAACACCAUCUGGAAUGGGUGGGUCUUGUUGAGUCUAAGAUCAGGAUUCUGGUUGGAAACCUUGAGAGAAACAGCUACAUCAAGUUGGCUCAUGCAAACCCUAAAUCAUUUGAUCCCCAACAAAUGGAGGAGAAGACAGAUGUUAUUGCCUCCCUGUGGUUCAUUGGUUUGGAGUUCCAGCAGACUGAUUCCUCUACUAAUGUAGACCUCACCUUUGACAUCCAGAACUUUGUGGACACUGUCCACAGACAAGCGAUUAGUAUUGGUAUGCUGAAGGAUGGUAUGAAGAUAGAAGCCAACUAUGUCAAGAGGAAACAGUUGUCACAAUUCCUGCCCAACACAGUCCUCAAAUUCAAGAAGAAAUCUUUGCAGAGCCAGGAUUCUCCUAGUAACACAGCACCAGCAGACCUUCAGCAGAAAGACAGAACAGAUUCCCUCACACCACAUCAUAAGACAGCCCGCACAAUCGUCAAACCAGACCACAUGACAGAGGAGGAGUUCCUCUAUGGUGUAGUCAGUGACAACCAUUCAAGAACACAUCUAACCAAAUCUGCUAGUAGUCCAGCUCUUAUUAGAGGGCAGUCAUCCGUACAAGUACAGAAUGAACUAGAAGUAACAGGGAGCAGUAGUGACACCUGUGUGGGAAAUAGCAAUGGCCAGCCAGUAGAUACACAGCUGUCAGGUGCAUCAACUGCAUCCAGUGACCAGUCUCAGGAAAACUCAGAUGGACCCUUGGUUUUGAGCAGUAGCCAUAACAAAGGAAAGAUAAGUCCCUCAGUAGAUGAUGGCACACUCUUCAAGGAACCGUUGUCUCCAGAAUCAUCUCAAGCAUCGAUAAAUGCAAGCAAAAGUUUUGAAGCAUCACUAGAUUCCAUUGAUAGCACAACUGACUCAGGGAGAGGUACACCAGAGGAGGGAAGUGGUAGUAUCAAAAGACCAUCGUCUCCUGAACCUUCACCAAUUCAAUCACCACCCAAGAGAGCCAAAGCUGAUAAUCAACCAGAAGAUACCCUGUUGACAACUACAGCAGACCAUUCUUUACAACGAAAUGGCCAACAAAGUGGAAAGACGGAUAGUUUGCAACCUAUGACUUUAGAUAUACGACAGCGUCUGCCCAGUGGUGAAUUGCCUGACAUGUCGUCACCUAUGCCUACACAAGUCACUCUGGUCAAGAAUUCCAUAAAGCUUAACCUCAAGUGAACAGUUUCUUUAUUUUUGUAUCCUUUCUGUUCAAGAUGUAGUUUUUGGAAAGCUUAGUACUCUUGUGCUUGUUGUGUAGAUGAGUGAUUUGUCCCAAGCAGGGAUGCUUUUAUUGUGAUGCGUUUAUGUAUGAAAAUGUUGUGUUCCUGUCAGUUUUUAGAUAUUACCUUGUGGGUAUAAGCGACUGUACAUUUGCCAGUGCAGUGCCUAUUCGCUAGAGAUGUUCUCACCUUAUUGGUAACAUGAUAGGAUCAUGGCAGAAGACACUCUUCAUGGAUGAUAGUUGCUUCAUUAAAUGAAUGAUGAAUUAAGGAAAUCUCACACCUCAUGUGGAGAGGAUACUUUCAAGGAUACUUGAAUUACUAAGGGGGUAUCAUGCAAUGAUUUCAAAUCCAAGAGUGACCCCUUUUUUUUUUAAACAAGAAUGCUGUUCUCAAAUGUUUAAGUGCUUUUUCCUUAAAGUUGGCGCAAAAAUUUCAUGAAAUAAGAGAACAGAUACACAUGUUGGACUUUGUUGCAGUUGGACUUAAAUUCAACUAGUUUAGUUUGGUGAUGGGGUGAGUUCUUUAGAAUAUUCAAAGCGAGGGAUGUUUUGAGUUCUUGUCUUUGAGGGACAAGAUACAAUAUUGGGGUAUUAAGUGCUUCAUUUGUAAAUAAUUCUACGACUUUAAAGUGAACAUCCAUUUGUUAGCAUAGAUUCACUUUGUGUUUACUGUUUAUUUGGCAAUUACUUGUUUAAAUAGAUUGCAACAUUUCCUUUGCUCUUUCUCUGCAUAUUGAACCACGGGAAUCUAUGUACAUGUAUAAUUAUCAGAGCUGAUGUUUAUUUUCUAUCAGGUUGCCUUGUAGGUUUAUAUUUGAAUAAUUCAGUGCUAAACAUGUGGGUGGGUGCUUGUUUUGGUUAUUCCCAUGCAACUGUUUCUGUUGGUGGCACAGUUUUUGCCUGGUUACUUUUUGACACAUCUCUGAAACAAUUGCAAAAACAAUUGAUUUAUGUGUUAAUAGGUGCACAUACAUGUACAUGGGAAUGGGUCUGUCAUUUGAGUGGAAGGACAUUAAAAUCUACCUUGUUUACAUGUAAUUUCUGUUACUUUUUGAUGUUUGAUCCAGGAAGUGUAUUUAGUUGUUGCUAGAUGUAGUCAUCUAGAUGUAGUCAUCUAGAUGUAGUCAUCUACUGCAGGUUUACUGAAUAAUCAUAAAGUCAUCUGCUAAGUUAAGCAGAUGUAAAUCAUUGCUUUGAACAUUUGAGUAUUAACGUGUGUGUACAUAUAUUUAGUGUACAUUGUAAUAAAUGUUACUUGUAUAGGAGUAUUUGAUAUUAAAAGGAUUAAACACCACA
This is a messenger RNA of Acanthaster planci (crown-of-thorns starfish), 3832 nucleotides long. RefSeq names its product poly(A) polymerase beta-like. Gene Ontology annotation, molecular function: poly(A) RNA polymerase activity; RNA binding. Gene Ontology annotation, cellular component: nucleus. Gene Ontology annotation, biological process: RNA 3'-end processing. The record is from RefSeq and is a predicted model, not a curated record. Lineage: Eukaryota; Metazoa; Echinodermata; Asteroidea; Valvatida; Acanthasteridae.